This is a messenger RNA of Cololabis saira (Pacific saury), 2716 nucleotides long. Its product is annotated as moesin-like. The record is from RefSeq and is a predicted model, not a curated record. Gene Ontology annotation, molecular function: cell adhesion molecule binding; actin binding. Gene Ontology annotation, biological process: regulation of cell shape; positive regulation of early endosome to late endosome transport; positive regulation of protein localization to early endosome. Gene Ontology annotation, cellular component: apical part of cell; adherens junction; cytoskeleton. The transcript has 13 exons. The coding region runs from base 290 to 2029 and encodes 579 amino acids. Lineage: Eukaryota; Metazoa; Chordata; Actinopteri; Beloniformes; Belonidae.
UGGUUUCUGCAGCAGGGCACCGUUAGCAGGAAACCAGAGGCUCCCAGACUGUCCAUUUUACUUUAAGGCGAAACAAAGAGCAAGCACUCCCUCCUCCAGCGAAAGCUGCUCUUCGCAGUCAAACAAAACAUCAACAAAAGAAAAAAAACAAAGAAAAGAAAAGAAAGUGACGUUUGCGUUUGUUUGGCGCCGUUGUUCUGAUGGGAAAAAGUUUUCUCUUGGUUUCCACAACCAGUCGUCUGAUUUAACAACUUUACAUCAAGCCUGAGCGGAAAAAAGAAGAGGAAAGAUGCCGAAAACGAUUAGUGUAAGAGUCACCACAAUGGACGCUGAACUGGAGUUCGCCAUUCAGCCCAAUACAACAGGAAAGCAGCUCUUUGACCAGGUUGUGAAGACCAUCGGGUUGCGAGAGAUCUGGUACUUUGGCCUCCAAUACCAGGACACAAAGGGCUUCUCCACAUGGCUGAAGCUCAAUAAAAAGGUGACAGCCCAGGAUGUGAGGAAGGAAAGCCCGCUGCUGUUCAAGUUCCGUGCCAAGUUCUUCCCCGAGGAUGUUUCAGAGGAGUUAAUCCAGGAUGCCACACAGCGGCUGUUCUUCCUGCAGGUGAAGGAGGCGAUCCUAAACGAUGACAUCUACUGCCCCCCGGAGACGGCGGUGCUGCUGGCCUCGUACGCCGUGCAGGCCAAGUUCGCCGACUACAACAAGGAGGUCCACACGCCGGGCUACCUGAACGGCGAGCACCUGCUCCCUCAGAGAGUUCUGGAUCAGCACAAACUCAACAAGGAGCAGUGGGAGGAGAGGAUUCAAGUGUGGCACGAGGAACACAAGAGCAUGAUGAGAGAGGAGUCCAUGAUGGAGUAUCUGAAAAUUGCUCAAGACCUGGAGAUGUACGGAGUCAACUACUUCAACAUCAAGAAUAAGAAGGGGACGGAGCUGUGGUUGGGCGUGGACGCUUUGGGGCUCAACAUUUAUGAACAGAACGACAAAAUGACUCCCAAAAUCGGAUUUCCUUGGAGUGAAAUAAGGAACAUUUCCUUCAACGACAAGAAGUUUGUCAUCAAACCAAUCGACAAGAAAGCUCCCGACUUUGUGUUCUACGCUCCGAGACUGCGCAUCAACAAGCGCAUUCUGGCUCUGUGCAUGGGCAACCACGAGCUGUACAUGCGCCGCCGCAAGCCCGACACCAUCGAGGUGCAGCAGAUGAAGGCCCAGGCUCGCGAGGAGAAGAAUCUCAAAAAGAUGGAGAGAGCUCUCCUAGAGAAUGAAAAGAGAAAAAGAGAAGUUGCAGAAAAGGAAAAGGAGAAAAUUGAAAAAGAAAAGGAGGAAUUGAUGGAACGACUAAAGCAGAUCGAGGAGCAGACGAAAAAAGCCCAACAAGAGCUGGAGGAGCAGACGCACAGGGCCCUGGAGCUGGAGCAGGAGAGGAAGCGGGCUCAGGUGGAGUCUGAGCGUCUGGAGUCUGAGCUGAAGGGAGCCGAGGACGCCAAGAUGGCGCUGCUGCAGCAGUCGCAGAGUCAGAUGAAGAACCAAGAACAUCUGGCCACAGAGUUAGCUGACCUGACCUCAAAGAUCUCCCUACUGGAGGAUGCCAAGAAGAAGAAGGAGGAUGAGGCCCUGCAGUGGCAGGAGAAGGCGACCACAGUGCAGGAGGACCUGGAGAAGACCAAAGAAGAGCUCAAGAACAAAGUGAUGACAGCUCACAUCCAGGAGCCUAUGAAUGCGGAGAACGAGGACGAUGAGAACGACGAGAGCAGCGCGGAAGCCAGCGCCGAGUUCACCGCCGCAGCCACCUACAAGGACCGCAGCGAGGAGGAGCGGAUGACGGAGGCCGAGAAGAAUGAACGCCUGCAGAAACACCUACUGGCUCUGAGCUCAGAGUUGGCCAACGCUCGCGAUGAGACCAAGAAAACCGUCAACGACAUGAUCCACGCAGAGAACAUGAAAGCUGGACGAGACAAGUACAAGACCCUCAGACAGAUCCGGUCAGGAAACACCAAACAGCGAAUCGAUGAGUUUGAAUGCAUGUGAUGCGCGCAUUCGCCGACGCAAAGGCCCGCUGAGCUGGGCCGCGCUGCCUGGACUGUGGUCCUGCCUCGCUCGAGCUGUCUUCUCUACCCAAACGAGACAGAUCCACAACAAACAGCACAAUUUUCAAACGUGGAUCUGGAAAACAAUUCCAUUUGUUAUUAUUUUAAAUUUUACAUUUAGAUAAGUCACUGGUUGAAAAGGGACAUACUGUGUUUUGGUAGUACAUUCCUGACAAGGGGUUUAUGUAGCAUAUUAGCAAAGGGCUCGCACCUCUCUUCAUGUCACAUUGAUCAAGAAGCUUUCGUUUCUUCAUAUAAUUUUGUCUCUUUUCUAUUGUGAUUUUAAAAUAAAAGCCUCUGACACCAAUUCAAAUUGGGCAACAGUUGAAAACUGGGCUGCAGACAUAUUUCUGCUGGACACGUGCAACGGUUCCUCUGAGAAAGCUGACACUGCUUCUCCUUCCCAUGAUGCAUUCGUGCAGUUUAAAAAUAAAUUGCACUGUAAUCUUCUUGAGCAAAUGCGUACAAUAUGACUGAAGUGUCUGUAAAAAGCAAUAAUAGAGCAGUAUUAUAAUUUUUUUUUAGUUACAAACUAUGUGCUUUUCCAUUGACUGCAUUCUGCCAACUGCUACAAAUCAUACAGUAUUUACAACCCACAAUGUGACAUUAAAGAUUUCCUUUUCAUUUA